AUGCAUCCAGCAUGCCAAUUGUCAUAUCGACCACCAUCUCCAGUGACACUGACAUGGAAUGUUGCCUUGAACCGUAUCCUUAGUUCUACUUGUAUUUCUAAGGAUGUAGUGGAGGCCGUCAGGCAGCGCAUGGCCGAGACCAAUCUCGUCAACAACGAUCAUAGCAAAGGUAGCUUUGCCUUAGCCGUCAACAUAGGCCUCGUUCCUAACUUUUCACGCCCCAUUGUAGGGGCUCCAUUCUACGACCGCCACGCAGCUAUAAGUAUAAACUCAGAUGGGCGAGAAUCUGAAUCCAAAGCAGGCCCUUCCACCCAGGAACUCCCCAACGGCGUCGUCCUCUCUAGGAGGUCAAGUAGCUCUGGAAGUUCUAUUCGACCCAGUGGCUUCCCAAACGGUAACGAGAGCGUAGGAUACACACUCCUCCCCCCUAGCCACCCCGACACCCCAGUUUCCCCUCAAACCCAAAUACAGCUGCACGAGGACACAAUAACCACACAAGCCAAACUAAUCCGCAAACUGCACAAAAUCGUCGACCGACUCCGUAACCGCAAUGAACAACUCGAAGACCAUCUCCUCCCGCAACUCUCAAGAUGGCUUGAGUCAAAGACGAUGACGAUAGAUGCAGAGUACGCUAUCAUUGAGGAUUUGAAGCGCGAGAUUACGGACUUGAAGAUCGCCGUUGAUUUUAGUAACAAGGUGCUAGGAGGCUGUUGGGUUAGGGAGUGGGAGCUUUGGCGGUGGACGGGUGAGUUGAGGAGGAAGCGGAGGAAGCGGAGGACGGGAUUCUGGCCGAGAUUUAGGUUAACUCGGGACGAGAGGACUAUGAUAUCGUUGUCGAAGACUGAGUUGGACGUUAUAGUAUCGACGCUAGAGCAGAAUCUGAAGAUUCUUAAGGAAGAUGUCGAGGAGAUGGUGGAAUUGGUGCAGGGCUGCAAGAGGCAGUAUGCUACUGGGAUCCAGGAAGUGGAGGAUGAUUAUGAGCAGCGGAAGGAUACAGUGAGAGAGGUAUAA
Molecule: messenger RNA, 1011 nt
Organism: Lindgomyces ingoldianus
Lineage: Eukaryota; Fungi; Ascomycota; Dothideomycetes; Pleosporales; Lindgomycetaceae
Exons: 2
Coding region: 1-1011 (336 amino acids)
Source: RefSeq, a predicted model, not a curated record